Molecule: messenger RNA, 1789 nt
Organism: Paralichthys olivaceus (Japanese flounder)
Lineage: Eukaryota; Metazoa; Chordata; Actinopteri; Pleuronectiformes; Paralichthyidae
Gene: nfe2
Product: nuclear factor, erythroid 2
Biological process (GO): regulation of transcription by RNA polymerase II
Cellular component (GO): nucleus
Molecular function (GO): RNA polymerase II cis-regulatory region sequence-specific DNA binding; DNA-binding transcription factor activity, RNA polymerase II-specific
Source: RefSeq, a predicted model, not a curated record
UAGAGCUGGAGAACUUGUGUGCUUUCAUUUCUUGUGAUCUUUUAGAAGUUAUCAACAGCACAACACGUGUUAAAAAGAACUUAUCUCCUUAUGCUCUCACUCCACCAGGAUUGUGCUUUAUACCGUGCCUUUUUUUUUUUUUGCACUCAUCACCUGUUGAAGACACAGAGAAUGCCGCUCAGGUUGUGUUUUUGCAGCAAGAGCCUGUCCUGAAUGUGUUCAACAGCCAACUAUGUUCUCCCACUGAGGAGAACCUGUGAGACUCAAGCUGCUCCAGGGAGGGUGUGUGGAGGAGUGCCCACGCCGACAAAUUUCCCUGGAGCCAGGCCUCAUGGACCUCAGGACACAGAGAUGGAUGCAGCUUGGCAGGAACUGAUGGCCAUCUCAGAGCUGCAGGAGUUUGAAGUCCCUGCUGAAGGACCCUAUGAAACAACACAGUACCCAACCAUGGACACCAUGGACCCUAUGGCAGGGUACGGGAUGGCCCCAUCUCACUCCGAGCGUCCUCCCGCCUGUGAGCUCAGCUCUGCUGACACUUACAAUGGAUGUUACUCCGAAGACGUGCCCACGUGUCAUCAUCAAGGCAGCAACACAGGGGCAGUGUAUGGACACUCUGAAUAUCAGCUCAAUCAAAGAAUGCACCCUGUCUCCUCUCAAGUAUUUCCCUCACUCAUGGCUCUUAGGGAACAGAUGAACAUGUCAGGUGAUCGAUACGGACAGAGGAGAGCAAACAAUUGUUUGUCUCAGGGUCCGAGUCGGCACAUGCAGUGGACUACACACGGACAAAGUUCACACAUUCUUCCAACUGAUGAUCUGGAGUCAGACUCGGGUCUGUCUCUGGGUUCCAGUCCACCUUUGGCCUCCCCUGAUAAUCCUGUCAGUGCUGUUCCAGGUUACCGGAGUGUAGACAUAGGCAUUACAUACAGUGAUGGUGCACCUGAGAAUGCCAGAAGAGCACAACUCCAUUGCUCAGUCAACUACCAGGGACAGUCAUAUUUACACUCAGGUGCACAUCAGUCCAAUUUCUCACCCCAGAACAUUUUAUCUCAUACACAACCUGAUACAGCAACCCUGCGACAAAUAAAGCAUCAGAGCCAGGCUGCUGUUCUGAAUGACAUGUACUCUGAAUCUGGAGUAUCCAGCAGAGGGAGCUCACAACUGAACAUAUACACAAAGCCACAAGGAAGCAGCUCCACGACUGCACCGCUGAGCAGGGACGAGCGGCGGGCAUUGGCUCUGAAGAUUCCUUUCCCCAUGGAGAAGAUCAUCAAUCUCCCUGUAGACGACUUCAAUGAGCUCCUGACACAUUUCACCUUGACAGACACCCAAAUGGCACUGGUCAGGGACAUCAGGAGGCGGGGGAAGAACAAGGUGGCGGCUCAGAAUUGCAGGAAGAGGAAGCUUGAAAGUAUAAUUCACCUUGAACAAGAGCUGAAUGAGCUGCAGGCCCAGCGAGAGCACCUGGCGCAGGAGAGACUGGAGUUCCAGCACAGCCUGACCUUCAUUAAAUGCCGCCUCACAGACCUCUAUGCUGAAGUUUUCACUCACUUGCGAGACGAAGACGGACAACCAUACUCGAUAGAUGAAUACUCCCUGCAACAGACACCUGAUGGAAAAAUUUACCUGGUACCUCACACAACUAAGGGAGGACAGCGCUGAAGAACCGGUUCUUGAGUUUCAUUAUUUAUACCCGAGUGUGCCAAUUAAAACCACUUCAUCUGACUGGAAGAUGAAUUCAUUCAGUUACAGUUCUGUAUAAACCUUUAAAUGUAUAACUUGCCAUAGAUAC